CAGGUGGCCUUGGGACUGCGGUGUCUCUGCUACCCACACAAUACAGGACAGGACAAACACACACACAUACACAGAGGUAUACACAUUUGCAUACAUAAAUCAUAAAUCUAAGAAACAGACACUGAAGUUGAAACACACACACACACACACACACACACACACACACACACACACACACACAUACACACACACCCCUCCUCCAUAAGCCACUGUUGGUUCUCCCCACCCCCUGGUAUUGUGCCAUAAACUUUGUAGCAUUUACUGAAGCGGGACUGGAGACAGACGGUCAGCAUCACUCAGAGCCGUUCCUCAGCUGCGCCCUGGAGAGCUAGCCCUCGUCCUCAAGUUCCAAGGCAGCUGCCACAUCACCACCAAAAUAACAUCACCUCAUUUGGAAUUCACUGGCCGUUUCUACAGUGGCCUCCCAUCACCACUAGUCGGAGCCCUUGAGCCAGCCACGGCCACCAGCACUGCACGCCAGAGCGACAGAGAGAGAGAAUGGAGAGAGUGCAGCACAUGACGCGCUCUGCAAUCCGCAGGGCGUCCAACAUCGAGAUCAACCCACAGACCAAGCGCAACCUCCAGGAGCUGUUUGUCAACUUCUCCCUCAUCCUUAUCUGCCUACUGCUCAUAUACAUUAUCGUGCUGCUCAUGUGACGCCGCGUUGUCAUGGUGACACGUGCGCUUCCAGGUCAAAUGAAAACAUCAAGGCAGGGCAUCGUUUGGAACGGAGGCAAAACGUGCAGCGAGUGUCUGUGUGUGUGUGAGAGCUUGGUGGGAACGGAGGAGAGAGGGGGGUGGAGUGUCUGACCUAGCAACAGAGAAUUUGAAGUUGAGAUUUUUUUUUUUCAUCAGGGAUAGAGAACACUGAUAAUUCACCAUGAAAUUUGCUUCACUGAGAGAUAGUUAAUGAAAAAAUGCACAGUGUCUGAAAUAAAUGACGUGGGGUGUUUCUGUAUUUCUGUAAAGUGAGCACAUUCCAUCACAUCACAGUAUAAAUUAUAACGAGAGGGAGGAAUUAUUUUCCAUACCAAACAAAAAAGACAUCAUACAACCAUCAGCUGCAGGCACUUUGUCUGUGACCAUCUUAACUCCUGAGCUUCUCCAGCUUGGAAAGAUUGUUCUGUACUUUUUUACAACCUCAAAGGUGGAAUAAACGAUACUUGUGGUAUGUGCAUCCGGUUUUAAAGUCAAAACAUCAAA
Alosa alosa (allis shad) is the source of this 1203-nucleotide messenger RNA. RefSeq names its product cardiac phospholamban-like. NCBI's taxonomy places the organism in Eukaryota, Metazoa, Chordata, Actinopteri, Clupeiformes, Clupeidae. Gene Ontology annotation, molecular function: ATPase inhibitor activity. The transcript has 2 exons. Bases 499 to 657 code for a protein of 52 amino acids. The record is from RefSeq and is a predicted model, not a curated record. Gene Ontology annotation, cellular component: membrane; sarcoplasmic reticulum. Gene Ontology annotation, biological process: negative regulation of heart rate; negative regulation of ATPase-coupled calcium transmembrane transporter activity; negative regulation of calcium ion import into sarcoplasmic reticulum.